This is a messenger RNA of Pararge aegeria (speckled wood butterfly), 1221 nucleotides long. RefSeq lists its product as uncharacterized. The transcript has 7 exons. NCBI's taxonomy places the organism in Eukaryota, Metazoa, Arthropoda, Insecta, Lepidoptera, Nymphalidae. Gene Ontology annotation, molecular function: zinc ion binding. The record is from RefSeq and is a predicted model, not a curated record. The coding region runs from base 191 to 1159 and encodes 322 amino acids.
UGUAGUCUGAAACGAAUGACAAAAAAAAAUAACAUUUUACGUUGUUGCGUGUAACAAAAAUGGACUGUUGAUUUAUUGUCGUAUUGUUGUCAAAGUAUUGCAAUGUUUAAAUAGUGUUGUAAAGUGACUUUUUGGUUGACUGUUUUGUGGCUUAUGAUAACAGUGAAGGUUAUAUUUUACAUUUCGGGUGAUGACAGCGCCAUCUACAACCCAUGGUGGCGCUUACCAGGGCUACCCCUACAGCAACCCCAUAGUGCUGGACGCACCCUCUAUAGACGCAGAAACCGCGGCCAGAUGGAUAAACUUACCCCGCAAUCCUAUAGUACCAACACGGAGACCGAGAGACUUCCCUGAGAGCCUCACCAGCAACGCAGAGGCAUCAAGUCCCAACGAAACAAACAAACCUGAUUUAGAACCCGAUCCCAGAGUGUAUAUAGACUUUCCAACUAAUGAAUUGGGUGAAUAUGUAGCUGGAAAUGACAGAAGAGAAGACAACAGUAAAGAAGAUAGCCGAACAGACGAUGCUUCGUCCAAUUUUGUAGAAGAAACCAUUUUCUACGACCCAUUUGAGGAUCGAAGGAUAAAUGUGGUGCAGAGCUCACUAGCAACAAGUCCUGGAAGCAGAACAGAUGGGAGCUCUUCCGUUUCAUCACCAUCAACACAAGCCGGAAGCUCUAGUUUUAACGCUACAACCCCAUCACACACUGUACCGCCGUACAUGACAAAAGAGUCCAACAUUUACAGUUCCUCACAAGCAAUAGAUGACAGAUUUCCCUCAACCACACCUGUCCAGGAGUUUCCUGAACCACCUCCAGCUUACACUGAGAUAGACAGACCUCCGGUCCAGCCUCCACCACCAAGAACUGAAGUGAUAGUACCAGAAACACCGAACACAACCGGGUUGGCAAGCCCAGAUAGGAAAUUGUUGCUCUGUCAAUUCUGCGACCAGAGGGUUUACACGCUAGCUAUAAAAGAAAAUGGCGCUCUCACACACGUUCUAGCCGGAUUCUUCAUUAUUGCGUUUGCCCCCCUAACGCUGGUGGUGUACUGCACGGACUAUUUCAAGUACAGGAACCACUACUGCCCGAACUGUAACCGACUUGUCGGGUACGAGGUGCCUAUCGUCUGCCAGGACAUGGUCUACUCUAAGGCCGAUUAACAUAAAAAGAGUGUAUGCGUAGGACCGCACGGCAGAAGUGAAAACAAAAACUGUGUUUUUUU